Phaedon cochleariae (mustard beetle) is the source of this 695-nucleotide messenger RNA. The record is from the annotation of a GenBank genome assembly. NCBI's taxonomy places the organism in Eukaryota, Metazoa, Arthropoda, Insecta, Coleoptera, Chrysomelidae.
UGUAAAAACAGAUGAGAAGAGAGGAAGAAGAAGAAGUAAAACUGUCAGCUGUCCCUAUUAUGUCAUCAGUCAUUUGAUAAAUUUUUGUGUCAAAUAUUGAAUCACCACUUGAUUGGAAAAUUUCUUCAAAUAGUUUUGGUUUUUCCGUUUAUUUAGUGCAAAUUUGGUGAAAAAUGGCAUCAGCAGCAGAAGCCAGAGCUUCUUUAUGUGGCAAGUUGGGCCUGAAACCAUUGACUGGUCAAAAUAUUUUGUUUUAUUAUGCGCCGGUACAGGGUGUCCUGAGCUACACAGCCCUAUCUGUGAAUGUGAUGAAUCCUACUCUGGUGUUGAGAAUAUUUCCGAAGAGGGAUAUAACCAAUGUUCUUUUGUUCAACACUUUGGUAGGCUCUGGGCUGUACUUGUAUAAUAGGCCACAUCUCAGUUCCCUUUCCACAAAGGAAAGACUUCUGUAUAGUUCUUUUGGUGCUGUAACUUUCUCUCUAGGAUCUGUUUUGAUUUGGGCAAUUGUGAGGAGUCUGGUACCACAGAAUGUGGUGCUCUGUUCAGUUUGUGGCGUCGGUUCUGGACUAGCCAUGAUCAAAAUUGCACGUAGCUAUACAGAACAUGUAGAUUCUCUCACCUCAAAAAAAGUUUAAUAAAAACCACUCUUUUAUUGCAAGCUUUGUUCGAAAUGUAUUUAUCAGUGUAAAGUGUAA